UGGAAGCCGAGAAGGGUUUCAGAAGUCUUUCUGGCCCGAGCCGAGCGUGGUGAGGAGCGAAGGCCCCUGGCGGCCGGCGGGAGGCGGGAGGGGGGCGCCGAGGGCCACCAUGGGCCUGCUCAAGGGCCUCCUCGGGGCCAGAAACCUGCUGCUCGUCAUCUGCGUGCCGCUCCUGCUGCUGCCCCUGCCCGUGCUCCACCCCAGCAGCGAGGCUGCAUGUGCUUACGUGUUGAUUGUGACCGCUGUGUACUGGGUGUCUGAGGCCGUGCCUCUUGGAGCUGCAGCCCUGGUGCCUGCCUUCCUGUACCCGUUCUUCGGAGUGCUCCGAUCCAGCGAGGUGGCCGCCGAGUACUUCAAGAACACCACGCUGCUGCUGGUGGGUGUCAUCUGCGUGGCGGCUGCCGUGGAGAAGUGGAACCUGCAUAAGCGCAUUGCUCUGCGCAUGGUCAUGAUGGCCGGAGCCAAGCCGGGCAUGCUCCUGCUCUGCUUCAUGUGCUGCACCACACUGCUCUCCAUGUGGCUCUCCAACACGUCCACCACAGCCAUGGUGAUGCCCAUCGUGGAGGCCGUGCUGCAGGAGCUGGUCAGUGCCGAGGACGAGCAGCUCGUGGCUGGCAACUCCAGCGCCGAAGAGGCCGAGCCCAUCAGUCUUGAUGUAAACAACAGCCAACCCUCUCUGGAACUCAUCUUUGUCAAUGAAGACACAUCGACUGCAGACUUCACCUCUCUGAUGCAGAACAAGAACGUGAAUGGUGUGCCCACAAUCACCAACCCGGUCAAAACAGCAAAUCCCCAGGGCAAGAAGCAGCACCAGUCCCAGGAAAAGCCACUAGUCCUGAUCCCCGGCCCCAGGAACCAGGAGCUCAACAGAAAGUACAAGUCCCAGCAUGACCAGAUGAUCUGCAAGUGCCUCUCUCUGAGCAUAUCUUACGCCGCUACCAUUGGGGGCCUGACCACCAUCAUUGGCACGUCCACCAGCUUGAUUUUCUUGGAACACUUCAACAACCAGUACCCCGCUGCAGAGGUGGUCAACUUCGGCACCUGGUUCCUCUUCAGCUUCCCCAUCUCCCUCAUCAUGCUGGUGGUCAGCUGGUUCUGGAUGCACUGGCUGUUCCUUGGCUGCAAUUUUAGAGAGACCUGCUCUCUGAGCAAGAAGAAGAAGACCAAAAGGGAAGAGGUGUCAGAGAAGAGAAUCCAAGAGGAAUAUGAAAAGCUGGGAGCCAUUAGCUACCCUGAAAUGGUAACUGGAUUUUUCUUCAUCCUGAUGACCGUGCUGUGGUUUACCCGGGAGCCUGGCUUUGUUCCUGGCUGGGAUUCUUUCUUUGAAAAGAAGGGCUACCGCACCGAUGCCACGGUCUCUGUUUUCCUCGGCUUCCUCCUCUUCCUGAUCCCAGCAAAGAAGCCCUGCUUUGGGAAGAAGAGUGAUGGGCAGAACCGGGAGCCCUCGCUGGGGACAGAGCCCAUCAUCACAUGGAAGGACUUCCAGAAGACCAUGCCCUGGGAGAUUGUCAUUCUGGUGGGAGGAGGCUAUGCUCUGGCUUCUGGCAGCAAGACCUCUGGCCUCUCCACGUGGAUUGGGCACCAGAUGUUGUCUCUGAGUGGCCUCCCACCGUGGGCUGUCACCCUUUUGGCAUGCAUCCUGGUGUCCAUUGUCACAGAGUUUGUGAGCAACCCAGCCACCAUCACCAUCUUCCUGCCCAUCCUAUGCAGCCUGUCUGAAACGCUGCACAUUAAUCCACUCUACACUCUGAUCCCAGUCACCAUGUGCAUCUCGUUUGCAGUAAUGCUGCCCGUGGGCAAUCCCCCUAACGCCAUUGUCUUCAGCUAUGGGCAUUGCCAGAUCAAAGAUAUGGUCAAAGCUGGCCUGGGGGUCAAUGUCAUUGGCCUGGUGAUCGUCAUGGUGGCCAUCAACACAUGGGGAGUUAGCCUCUUCCACUUGGACACUUACCCAGCCUGGGCGAAGGUCAGUAACAUCACUGAUCAGGCCUAA
This is a messenger RNA of Odobenus rosmarus divergens (Pacific walrus), 1990 nucleotides long. RefSeq names its product solute carrier family 13 (sodium/sulfate symporters), member 4 (gene SLC13A4). Gene Ontology annotation, biological process: monoatomic anion transmembrane transport. Gene Ontology annotation, molecular function: transmembrane transporter activity. Gene Ontology annotation, cellular component: membrane. The transcript is spliced from 16 exons. Lineage: Eukaryota; Metazoa; Chordata; Mammalia; Carnivora; Odobenidae. Bases 110 to 1990 code for a protein of 626 amino acids. The record is from RefSeq and is a predicted model, not a curated record.